GUGAGAAAAAGCGUUGGUGAAACGUCGAGCUUUGUAAAAUUUGUAGGAAACCAAGUCUAUAUUGGUUUUUAUAAAUUCGAGUUACUUUUGAACAGUUAAGAAUAAAAUGGGAGACAGAUACAACAUCCACAGUCAGUUAGAGCACCUGCAGUCUAAGUACAUUGGUACUGGUCAUGCUGACACAAACAAGUGGGAGUGGCUGACCAAUCAACACAGAGACAGUGCGGCUUCGUACAUGGGACAUGCUGACAUGCUAAACUAUUUUGCUUUAGCGGAAAACGAGUCUAAAGCCAGAGUCCGAUUUAACUUGAUGGAGCGUAUGUUACAGCCAUGUGGACCCCCACCAGAGAGGCCAGAGGAUUGAGGCUUCUAGGGGGGAGAACUCUGUGAAAAGGGAGAUGGCAUGUUAUUUGAAAUGCACAAUACACAAUAAUUAAUUUUCAAGGAUCAUUCAUUUGUUUUAUAUGUACUUUUAAGAUCAUCCUUUGAUUUUCAUUCCAAUAUUAUUCUCAUUUAUGUAAUGUUUAUAGAAAGAAGAGAUUUAGAGUUAUGAGUGUAUUAUAACUGGUCAGAUUAUUUUAGGUUGAAGAUUUUUUUGUCACUACUGCUGUGUAGCCUAAUUAUGUAUCAGCAUGUGAAAAGUAAAGCUAAUUUUGUUUUAAACAGCUGUGUGGGGAUUUUCCUGAAAUUAAUAUUGUUAUGUGGAAACUUUUAGAUGUAUUUAUUAAAGGUACACAAAUACAA
Molecule: messenger RNA, 744 nt
Organism: Saccostrea echinata
Lineage: Eukaryota; Metazoa; Mollusca; Bivalvia; Ostreida; Ostreidae
Product: splicing factor 3B subunit 5
Exons: 2
Coding region: 107-364 (85 amino acids)
Biological process (GO): mRNA splicing, via spliceosome
Cellular component (GO): U2 snRNP; precatalytic spliceosome
Source: RefSeq, a predicted model, not a curated record